Molecule: messenger RNA, 2948 nt
Organism: Hypanus sabinus (Atlantic stingray)
Lineage: Eukaryota; Metazoa; Chordata; Chondrichthyes; Myliobatiformes; Dasyatidae
Product: junction plakoglobin-like
Biological process (GO): cell adhesion; positive regulation of transcription by RNA polymerase II
Cellular component (GO): catenin complex; adherens junction
Molecular function (GO): alpha-catenin binding; protein phosphatase binding; transcription coactivator activity
Source: RefSeq, a predicted model, not a curated record
CUCUCUCUCUCUCUCUCUGUCUCUCUCUCUGUCUGUCUCUGUCUCUCUCUCUCCCUCUCUCUCUCUCUCUCUCUCUCUCUCUCUGUCUCUCUCUCUGUCUCUCUCUCUGUCUCUCUCUCUGUCUCUGUCUCCCUUUCUCCAUCGUACCGGCCCGGGCUCGCGUGUCACGUAGACGAGGAACCACGGGAGAGAGGAGCCUCCUCGUUCCCCGCCCCUGACCCUUCCGUUCCCUGGCCGCCGCAGGUCAUCGUCAGCAAGGCGACCAUGAUCGUCAACCAGCUGGUGAAGAAGGACGCCUCGUGUCGCGCCCUGGAGCAGUCCCCGCAGAUGGUGGCGGCCGUGGUCCGUACCAUGCAGAACACCAGCGACAUGGAGACGGCCCGGUACGCGGCCGGCAUCCUCCACAAUUUCUCGCACCACCGCGACGGCAUGCUUGCCAUCUUCAAGUCCGGCGGGAUCCCGGCACUGGUCAGGAUGCUGAGCUCCCCCGUGGAGUCCAUCUUGUUCUACGCCAUCACGACCCUGCACAAUCUGCUCCUGCACCAGGAGGGGGCGAAGAUGGCCGUGCGGCUGGCCGAUGGUCUCCAGAAGAUGGUUCCUCUGCUGAAGAAGAGCAACGUCAAGUUCCUCGCCAUCACCACCGACUGCCUGCAGCUGCUGGCCUACGGCAACCAGGAGAGCAAGCUGAUCAUUCUCGCGAACGGAGGCCCGGCGGCCCUCGUCCACAUCAUGAGGACCUACAACUACGAGAAGCUGCUCUGGACCACCAGCCGGGUGCUGAAGGUCCUCUCCGUCUGCCCCAGCAACAAGCCCGCCAUCGUGGAAGCAGGUGGAAUGCAGGCCCUGGGGUUCCACCUGAACAACUCGAGCCCCAGGCUGGUGCAGAACUGCCUGUGGACGCUGAGGAACCUCUCUGAUGCAGGAACGAAGCAGGAAGGGCUGGACCCCCUCCUCGCCAGCAUGGUGCAACUCCUGGCCUCCGAUGACAUCAACGUGCUGACCUGCGCCACGGGCAUCCUUUCCAACCUGACCUGCAACAACUCCAGGAACAAGAUGGUGGUCUGCCAGUCCCGGGGCAUCGUGGCGCUGGUCCACACCAUGCUGCGGGCCGGGGAGAAGGAGGACAUCAUGGAGCCGACCGUCUGUGCCCUCCGCCACCUCACCAGCCGGCACCCGGAGGCCGAGGUCGCCCAGAACGACGUGCGCAUCAACUACGGCAUCCCCACCGUGGUGGGGCUCCUGAACCAGCCCUUCCACUGGCCGCUGAUCAAGGUGAUUCGAACUCGGCCCCGCCACCGCCGUCCCCCCACCGCUAACCCUUGGGAUGGUGGGAGGCAACCAUGGCACCGGGAGGGGUCUCACCUCAUCGGGGUCCACGCCGUGCGGGGGGCGGGAGGGAAGGAAGACGGCCGCUGCGGGAAUGACGGCGUGCGAAUGGACGAGAUUGUGGAGGGCUGCACCGGGGCCUUGCACAUCCUGGCCCGCGAUCAGACUAACCGGGCGCUCAUCACUCAGCUCAACACCAUCCCGCUCUUUGUCCAGCUCCUGUUCUCCCCGGUCGAGAACAUCCAGCGCGUGGCGGCGGGCGUCCUGUGCGAGCUGGCCCAGGACCGGGAGGCUGCGGAGGAGAUGGACCAGGAGCAGGCCACGGUGCCCCUGACCGACAUGCUGCACUCGUCCAAUGAGGGCAUCGCUACCUACGCGGCCGCGGUCUUGUUCCGGAUAUCGGAGGACAAGCCCCAGGAUUACCGGAAGAGGCUGUCCGUCGAGCUGACCAGCACCCUGUUCAGGAAUGACCCGGAGGCCUGGGACGCGGUUGACCGAUUGAUGGCUGCUGACGGCUACCAGCCAGAGACCAGCAUCCCGUACAACUCCUUUGGGAAUCACGAGCCUGACCUGCCCGCUGACUACAACAUGAUGGCGUAGGUGGAACGCAGCAAAUCAUGAACAGGCCCGGUGCUGAGCGAGGGAGGCGUGCGAGGCUGCUUUUGACAGACUGUGGCAGAGUUUCGGAGGGGGGCAAGUGGCUGGCGUGACACAGAGCGUCUGUGUGGGGGGGGAAGCUUUGCCCGCAACCUCUCGGCGAGGAAUUAAUUGAGGAAACUUUUCGACGCCUUGAUUGAACGAACUUCACAGGCCCGGCUGAGGUUCGACUCCUGUCUGACCUGUCUCUUUAACACGACUUCACACCUUAAUUUCCCCAAAAGCUUUGAACGUUUGGAAUCGCAGUUUGAUUUUUUUUUUAAACCAAAGGUCGACAAGUCUCACUUUUUAUUAAGCAGGUUUCUAGCUUUAGAUUAUAUAGGGAUGCGAUCGCUUGUCUUUGCACUCGGUGUUUGGAACGCCGCGUUAACAGAGAAGGUGGGGCGGAAGGAGGUUUAACCUCUCCCCGGGGGUGGUGGGGGGGAUCUGCCGGGAGAAGCCACGUUGUCUCUCCUGUCCCUCCGGCCCGCAGACGCCUCUCCGGUGGAACCUGGGGAUUCGCGCCCCCACCCCCGGUGGGAGAGACCCUCUCUGUUUACCAAGGCGCUCCGAGCUUGGCAGGUGUAGGUCUCCCUCCGGUGAAUGCAGUUAUGGGGGGGGGGGGGUGAGGGGUGCAGUUGCAAUUCGGCCCCCCUGGGGGACAACCUGCCAAGUCCAAGCCUGGGCUUUGUCCGGAACGAGCAGGGAGUAAACCCCCCCGGGCCACCAUCCCACCGGAGACAGCAGUACCCCAGGGUGAAUCUGUUUUCUAUUAAUGGGGCUGGAGUUUGUGUCUGUCCUUUUUUUUUAAAAAAAAAUGCUGUAACCAUUUUAAAAGAGCUUUCAGGUUAAUCGCUGAUUCCUUUAAUUGUACAUUUACAUGUUGGGUGCAGGAUAUCUACACGAGAGCAUGGUUUCAGUAAAGCACCUUUGAUAAUUCCUGUAAGUUUUUGUAAAAAGGAAAUUAAAAAAAAAAUAUAUCCCAA